AGGCGGCCGCGCUGAAUGGCUGUCGCGCUGGAAGGGGCGGGGCCGGGGGAGCGCGAACUGGACCGUUGGCGGGGGCGGGGCCGGUGGCCGUUGGCGCGCGGGUUGAAGAUGGCCGGGAGUUCGGCGGGAGUGGCGGCUGGGGGUGGAUCGGCCCUCUCUGUUCCGCUGGCUGCGGUGGAGGCUGUGGCCGCGGACUGGAUGCUGGAGUUCGCCUGCUCCUGCCUGUGCCGGCACUUCGGGGAGGGCUGCGCGGCGCAGCUGCGGCGGUGGAGGGACGUGGCGCUGGCUCUUAUUAGUGGCCUCUCCAAAAUACCUACACAUCAGAAAAAAACAGUGUACCUCUGUCACCUUUUGAUAAGAAUUGCAGAAGGAAAAAACCUUGAAUGCCAUUUUGAAAAGGAUCAAAGAAUUUCACCUUUGGAAUCUGCUCUGUCUUUCUGGACUUUACUUGAAAGGGAAGAAAUUAAACUGGAAAAGCUUCAUGAAGAUAUUCGUCGGUUGAUUCAAAUUCAGAUUGUAGCAGUCUAUAUGGAAAGUGGAUAUUUCAAGGAGGCUGCUGAAGUUCUUGAAAGGCUGUUUACAGACUCUGAAUCAGAUAAGCCUUUAAGGAUGAAGCUGGCAACCAUAAUUAAGAGCAAGGACCCAUAUGUUCCCCUUCUCCAAAGCUUCAGUUACAAUCUUUUGAUAAGUAAAAUCAAGUCUUACAUUGGACCUUUCAUGAAAGAAAAUGAAACUAACUUCUUAAUACAGGCAGCCGCCGAACAUGUAGAAUCUAAAGGACUGGGAGCAAUAGCACUGCAAAACAAAACCGUGAAUGUCAAUGAAAACAAUGAAAGUAAUUUAAAAACAAAACAAAGGCCAAUGAAAGAGCAACAGAGUAUUAUGAAUCAGUCACCUGGGGACCUAAAAAAUACCACAGUAAGGCCUCAUUUAGGAUGGAAGUGCAGAGCGAACAGGGUUCUUCAGAGUCUGCACAACUUGCAAAAUGUGGAAGAACAUGGAGAUGCUUCAGCUUGUGGCCGAAGGAGACAGCGAUGGACUUACAAAGAAGACUUGGCACUGAAAUCAGGAGUAAGGGAGUUUGGAGUGGGUAACUGGGCUAAAAUUUUGGUCCAUGGUGACUUCAACAACCGAACUAGUGUCAUGUUAAAAGACCGGUGGAGAACACUGUGCAGGAUCGAACAAGGCUAAUUUGGACUACAGGAAACAACUCUUCUUGACCUUUCCCUACAGAAGGACCUAGUCUAACUUUUCAGAAUAAUAACUUACUUCAGUCUCAGUCUCCAGCAGUGUUGCUAUGCUAAAACGUGAAGCAGAACAGUAAUAGGUAUAAAACAUUCACGUAAGCUCACUUGCUCGGGUAAUGAUGACUUAAAUGUAAAGCCUAGCUUUUUAUCUACACACAACAAAUGACCCAAUUUCUGAAAUGUGAAGACGCUUGCAGUGAUUUUAGAAAGGUCAGUUAUGUACAUAGAGGUAUUAAAUGACUGGGAACGUGUUUAGCUUGAUAGAGGCUAAUACUGAGUCGAGAGUUCUUUUAAAGGGUUGUGUCUCUAGUUAGGCUGAGCUUUUUAUCAUUUUACUUCCUGCCAUACAACCCAUUCUGAUCUGGUUUGCUUCACUUAAAUUUUUGGUCAGACUUGUAAUCUCUGUCAGUAAGUGAUACCAAAAAAUAUAUAUGUAUUGGUAAUGCUAAUUUUACAAGCCGAUUCCUUUUUUCUUUUUGCAGUUAAAAAUGUGAUACUCCAUGUAAUUUGAUAUUUAUAAGUAGUAAAGGUGCUGGUUUUGGUUUGGGGUUUUUCUUGAGAAUUAAGCUUAAGUUCUAGGUGAAAGAUUAUUUUGAAUUUAUGUAUAUUGGCAUAAUAGCACUUUUUAUCUCACAGAAGUGAUGGAAAACAUAUGGAAAGUAUCAGUAUGAUACUAGUCUUGACACCUCUUGAUUAUGUUGUGCUACCUCCCUUGUCUUGAGAAGUAGCUUCUUCUAGACCAGUGGGAAAGAGAAAUCUUGAAACUGAAUGGCCAAGGAGAGGCUCAGGAACGAGCCCAUGCUGACAAAACUUGUGAGAGAUGUUUCAUCUGUGCUCUCCGCUGUCUCUGUCUGCAGCGACAGCAAAGAUACGCACUGAUGGGGGUAACUAACCACCAAGGUGUCAGCUGGUCACUGUAAAUGUCCUUCUCCUGAGAGACUGUAAGAGGUGGAUGAUGGUACUGUGCUGUCUCUCUUGAUUCAGAUUGUGUGGAAAAGAGUUCCACAACCUCAGAAAACCUAUACUUUUCACUGCCAUACUGAUGUGAACCUAGUGACUUGAACUAAAAUAUCACAGCGUUCUUUUUAAAAGUACAAUUAUCUGCAAUUCAGAUGUUUUUUGUACUUUUGUCUCUGGAUAAAGUUAUUUUACAGGAAUCUUACAAGGAAAAAGCAUCUGUCCAAACUGGUUAUAACAAAACAAAUCUCUCUCAGGUAUUUUUUGUGGCUACAAAGGAAGACAUAUAUUCUUUAAGGCUGAAAUGUUCAGGAAGUAUUAAGACAAUCUCUCCUCUCUGUUUUGGAGACCUGCUUCCAUUAAGAUAACAUGGUACAGUUACAAAAGUUUGUUUCACACUCAUAUUUUGGACAGGACCUCAGCCAGAUCACCUUCCUCAUACUUGCCACCAGACACUACAGUUUCUUGCAGCUGCAGCAAGCAGUAGUCUUUUGGUUCCACAGAGAUGCUGCAUGUCUUAACUGUAAUUUUUCUCAACUUUAAAGCAUAAUUUCUUUUUAGCAAACAUCAUGAAUUUCAGGAUCUUGAAGAAGUACAGGCUUUGUCCUUCAGCAAGGAAUGCUAGAGCAGCUGUAAGCCAACAAGUUAAAAGUUGUAGCAGGUAUCUGACAAGUGAGAAAGUACAGUUUGCAGCCUCUUUAAUGCUGUAACAAUAAUUCAAGGUGAGUAAUAGGUAACAAAACAAGGAUUUGAGCUACCUGCAUAGCAGUCUUGCCAGUGCUCUAAUAUUGCAGAUUUCUAUGUUAAUCAUUGUAUGUGAGCGGUUUUAACUAGUAAUAAGUAAUUUAUUUUUUUUUUUAAUGUUGGCCACAGCUUCAGUCACGAAGUCUUGUUCAGGUUCAUCUGCCAUGAAGUUCACACCAUGUAUUAGUGACAUGGAGUUCUGAGCAAGACCAUUUCCUUAACAACGUUGACUGGUCAUGCACCUUUAUGAAGGUGGCUGAACAUGAAAAAUGCAAUGUAGAGGAAGAAUACGUACCCACUUGUAGUAUAAACAGCUGCCUAGAUGAUAUUGGGAUGGAGCAAAGGAUCUAAACUGAAAUCUGGUUUUAGCGCUCAAACUUCUGUUUUUGUUCACCCUUGCUACUUAGUAGGGAUAGUAACUAUUCUCAGACUUGAGAAUGUUUGGCUGGCUCACUACUGACUAGGAGCAGUGCCUAUGGACAGGACUGGCCAGGGAAGAACCAGAACUUCAGGAAAUGCAGCUGUUGCCCUUAGAAACAUUCACUCUUUAGUUACAAAAGAGAAACAUGGAAACGUGCUUCUAGUGUUCUAACAGGAAAACCGCUCUUAGCAUUUUGUAUGAAGGCAGAGAGUUUUCCAAAAUGCUUCUUCCAGAGUUCUGACUCCUUUAAAGUUUAUUUAGGCUCCAGAAAAUACAGCAGAAAUAUGUAGGUUUCUUGGCAUUGGUAUUAAUUUUCUUAAUCUUUUUGUUGUUGCUCUUUUAAAGUUCUUGUAAACUUUUAUGUAAAAAUAAAGCUAUGCACAAGGGGACAUGAACAGUGCUUCAGCUGUCGAAUCUUCUUCCAGGUUCCUUGGCACUGAGAGUUGCCAACUGCUUCCCAAUGUAAGGUUUUACCUCUGAAAUAUAACAAUAAAUGAGGAAUUAAAACACUGAGAAGCUGUAUAUUUCAUGUUACUAGGUUGUGUUGUAUAACAUGUCAGAAGAUUAAAUAAUGCAAGACUUUAAUUAGCUCAUCUAGCUCUUGAAAUGCUUUCUGGAGCGUUUUCUAAUGAUUUAUACAGUUCCUAAGUAUAGUAUACAGGAUCAUGGAUUGAGUAGCUGUUUGUAUAGGUAUUAAGUAGUAUGCAUGUUAAUAAACGUAUAGAUCAAAUGAACAUCUAUUCUGUAUAUUAAAUGUCUACUUUCAAAAUUGCUUUUCUAGAAAUCAUGUGUAUAGGUUUGAGAGGAGUAGUGAUCCACCAUUGUUAAACCUGAAAUCAGAUUUGGAUUCUGACAGGAAAUACUGUUUUUAAGUAAAAGUAUCCAUAGCUGUAAAAAGACCUCUUGCACUACCGAAGCUGCGUCAUCCCUUCAUAAUGGUAAAUAAAGCAUUCAAAGCACUGAA
Messenger RNA from Columba livia (rock pigeon), 4333 nucleotides. RefSeq names its product telomeric repeat binding factor 1 (gene TERF1). The transcript has 10 exons. Gene Ontology annotation, cellular component: nuclear telomere cap complex; chromosome, telomeric region; nucleus. Bases 16 to 1191 code for a protein of 391 amino acids. Gene Ontology annotation, molecular function: DNA binding, bending; protein homodimerization activity; ankyrin repeat binding. The record is from RefSeq and is a predicted model, not a curated record. NCBI's taxonomy places the organism in Eukaryota, Metazoa, Chordata, Aves, Columbiformes, Columbidae. Gene Ontology annotation, biological process: telomere maintenance via telomerase; negative regulation of telomeric D-loop disassembly; negative regulation of DNA replication.